AACUUAUAUGCAUAUUUCAAACACUACGUUUCAUAGAUACUAUUUAUAUUGCUUUAAAUUAUAAUCUUUAAUGAAAUCGUAAUCUUAGAAUAAAUAAUUUAGUAUUUCAUGUAUUAUGACAUUUUUGCUUUACUUUCGACAAUGUAUGAAACAUGGUUUUCGCCAGAAACCAACAUACCAAGAUAGCAAAUCCAAAUAUUUAUGUACAAAUAAGAGCAAAAGAAUAAGUAUUAGAAUGGAAAAUGAAGCACUACCACCAUCACGAGAUAAUCCUAUCAUCACGAAACUGGAUGGUCCUAUAUUUCAUUCUAUUUUCACACCAGAAUUAAAUAUUUUGUCAGAGUUAUUUAAAAAAUACAAUUAUACAUUGAGAAUCACAGGAGGUGCUAUACGUGAUAUUCUUAUGGAUGUGAAACCAAUAGAUCUUGAUUUUGCUACCACUGCAACCCCAGAACAAAUGAAAGAUUUAUUUACAAAGGAACAAAUAAGAAUGAUAAAUACAAAAGGUGAAAAACAUGGUACUAUUACUGCAAGGAUUAAUGAUAAAGAAAACUUUGAAAUUACUACUUUGAGAAUUGAUCUUGUGACUGAUGGGCGACAUGCUGAAGUCCAAUUUGUCACUGAUUGGAAAUUAGAUGCUAAUAGACGAGAUCUUACUAUUAAUUCAAUGUUUCUUGACCUUGAGGGUAACGUAUAUGAUUAUUUUUAUGGAUACGAUGAUCUAAAGAAAAGAAGAAUCGUGUUUGUAGGCAAUCCUACAAAUCGUAUACGAGAAGAUUACCUCAGAAUUUUAAGAUAUUUUCGAUUCUAUGGUAGGAUUACAAACAACCCUGUAGAGUUUGAUGAAAAUACUAUAAAGGCAAUAAAAGAAAAUAUUUCAGGAUUACAGUUUAUUUCUGGUGAACGAAUAUGGUCUGAAUGGAAAAAAAUUUUGGAUGGUAGAUAUGGUGGAGAAUUAAUGUUAAAAAUGAUAGAAUGUGGUGCUGCAUCAUAUAUAGGACUUCCAAAAGAACUAGAUGUAGAAAACUUUAAAAAUGUUUACUAUCGUGCAUUGAAUAAUUCAGUUAAACUACAUGCCAUAACUUUAAUUACUUCAUUGUUGAAAGAUGAAGAAGAGGUAAUGAUUUUGCACAAGAGAUUAAAGUUGUCUGUUUAUGAAAGAAACUUAGCAUUAUUCUUGAUUCAACAUAGAGAAGCAAAACCUUGUGAAAAACCAUUAAGGCCAUAUCAGCUUCUAAUAAUAAAUUCAAAACUUAAAAUAUCAGAUACAAAAGAAUUCGUUUGUGAAGUGUUAAAAUAUAGAGGAAUGAUAGAAUUCUAUAAUGAAAUUAAUAAAUGGAUAAUUCCAAAGUUUCCAAUAAACGGUCAUAUGAUAAAAUCAUAUGUACCACAUCCAAGAAUGGUAGGACCAGUUCUAUAUAAUUUAAAAGAAAUAUGGUUUGAUAAAGAUUUUAAAAUUAGCUUGGAAGAACUUAUAAAACAUAUAGAACCAAUAAUACAUGAAUUAAACGAAAAUAAAAAAUAAAUAUAAGAAACUA
Messenger RNA from Vespa mandarinia (Asian giant hornet), 1538 nucleotides. Its product is annotated as CCA tRNA nucleotidyltransferase 1, mitochondrial. The record is from RefSeq and is a predicted model, not a curated record. Gene Ontology annotation, cellular component: mitochondrion. Gene Ontology annotation, molecular function: tRNA binding; nucleotidyltransferase activity. Gene Ontology annotation, biological process: tRNA 3'-terminal CCA addition; mitochondrial tRNA 3'-end processing. Lineage: Eukaryota; Metazoa; Arthropoda; Insecta; Hymenoptera; Vespidae.